AUGAGUAAUGUCGAGAUACCAGCUGGUCUAAAAGAGCUCUUGCAGGGAUACACUGUGGAGGUGCUUCGCCGCAGGCCGCCAAACUUGGUUGAAUUUGCGGUGCAGCAUUUCACACAAGUUCUGGAAAACCAAAGGAAUGACCAACGAGCCAAGAAACACAGCGCCAAACCAGCAAGAAAAGGUGUCACCUUUGAAAUAAACAAGUCCACAAAGGAUGAUGACGAGGAGGCGGAGGAGGAGGAGGAGGAUACCAUUAAGCCCACCACCGGCAAAUACAAUCGCAGAGUUUCAGUUUGUGCAGAGGCGUACAACCCUGAUGAUGAUGAGGACGACGAUGCAGAGCCUCGGGUUGUGCAUCCCAAAACAGACGAGCAGCGUCGCAGACUUCAGGAUGCAUGCAGAGACAUUUUACUGUUUAAAACAUUGGAGCAGGAGCAGUUCUAUGAGGUUUUGGACGCCAUGUUUGAGGUGCUGGUCAAACCUCAGGAGCACAUCAUAGACCAAGGAGACGACGGGGACAAUUUCUAUGUCAUAGAGAAGGGUGUGUAUGAUAUUUUUGUGCAGAAGGACGGAGUCAGUGUUUGUGUUGGAAAAUACAACAACAAGGGGAGUUUUGGUGAGCUGGCUCUUAUGUACAACACGCCACGAGCUGCCACAAUCAUUGCAACGAAUGAAGGCGCCCUGUGGGGCCUGGAUCGAGCCACAUUUCACAGACUGAUCGUGAAAAACAACGCGAAAAAAAGGAGGAUGUACGAGGCCUUCAUCGAGUGUGUUCCUCUUCUGAACUCUCUUGAGCUCUCUGAAAGAAUGAAGAUUGUUGAUGUUUUGGGAGCACGAGGAUUCAAAGAUGGAGAUCGCAUAAUAACACAGACGAAGGCUGGCCAGCAGGAUAAUGCAGAGGUUGAGGUGGCUCGUUGCUCUAGAGGGCAGUAUUUUGGGGAACUGGCACUAGUCACCAACAAACCGCGAGCAGCAUCUGUUUACGCUGUGGGAGAAACCAAAUGCUUAGUAAUUGACAUCCAGGCCUUUGAGCGUUUGCUGGGUCCCUGUAUGGACAUUAUGAAGAGGAACAUCUCCCAGUAUGAAGACCAGCUGGUGGCACUGUUUGGCUCCAGUGUAGACUUGAAACACUAGUACACAAAAUUCAUUACCAGCAUUUCAGUAUAACAUAGUAGAAUUGCAUGUCUUAUAUGUCUUAUAUGCAGUAAAAUGUACUGUUUCUGUACAACUCUGCUGCUACGAGGUAAAUAUGUUGUGAGUAGAAUACACCAUGUUUCUUAUGUGACAAUCCUGAUAAUCACCCAGAGGACAUCUAUGCAACUGUAAUACUCAAAUGAAGUCAGACAAACAGGUGAAACUCCAGUUAACCCACUGACAGUCCAGUUCAAUGGGAGGGAUUCAUAACCCAUUAUACAGUACCUUACCUUCAAAUUCUGGACUGGUUGAUGAUCGCAAGAAAAUGUCAUAACUUUUUAUGAAGCUUUUCAUCAGAUCCUUUUAUAAAGCUCCUGGUUUGAAAAUUUCAACUUUCAAAUUAGCUCAAGCUUUCACAAGAACAAAAUACUGAACUGCCCAAAUAGCCACGUUGUCACUGACCAGCCAGACCUAAAAAUAACUGCAACAGUGGCUCAGUUCCACUGUAACUUUAGUUACAGUUUUUGCAAUUGUUGUGCACAUACACACUGUCAUGUUCAUUUGCUGUUACUGUUCUGGCCAAUCACUGCCUUCAUUAUUUAAUUAUACAAGGUGCUGUGCCAUUUCCAUUUGCACUCAGCAAAAAAAGUUGUUCAUGUAAACCUAGAUAUACUCAGUUG
This is a messenger RNA of Seriola dumerili (greater amberjack), 1814 nucleotides long. Its product is annotated as mitochondrial carnitine/acylcarnitine carrier protein-like. Gene Ontology annotation, cellular component: mitochondrial envelope; cAMP-dependent protein kinase complex. Lineage: Eukaryota; Metazoa; Chordata; Actinopteri; Carangiformes; Carangidae. Bases 1 to 1134 code for a protein of 377 amino acids. Gene Ontology annotation, molecular function: O-acyl-L-carnitine transmembrane transporter activity; cAMP-dependent protein kinase regulator activity. The transcript is spliced from 9 exons. The record is from RefSeq and is a predicted model, not a curated record. Gene Ontology annotation, biological process: mitochondrial transport; carnitine transmembrane transport; regulation of protein phosphorylation.